CAGCGGAGAAAGGCGAAGGAGAAAAUUCUCGCGACGUCUGCCAUCAAGGAAAGAACUCGGAAAAGGGAUUGGAUUUUUCACGCGUAAAAUUUCCUGUGCUACCAGUAACCGCAGCAGCCCAAAAGUAGUGCAAAGUGUGCCCCAGAUCCGGAACUUCCGGUGGCAAGUGGAUUCGUUCGGUGUCGCGUGCGGCCAGCUAGAUUUUUCUCUCGGUUUUUGUUGGUUUCGAUCCGUGCCGUGGGGUUCGUGAGUUUCGUUGUUUCGCAAAGUCGUGUCGAGUCGAGUCAAGUGUGAGUGGGUCGCCUGGUGGCAGGAGAAAAAUGUGAAGAGGAUACGUCGACGGUGCAAAUUUUCAAUUUCGAACAGGAAGUGACUACUAUUUCUAGCUUUUUCUAAGAGUGUCAAGUGAAGAGUGCGAGUGUUUGAAAAAAAAGUGCUGUGCGAGGAGGGGCGUCAUUUUCCCUCUUGGCUUCAUAGUCGCCUACUUCCGACUGGUGAAGCAGCCAGACGCAGCAGCAGCAACAGCAGUAGGCAAUGGCCAACGGUGGUGGUGCCGCCGAUGACCAAUGGCUGAAAGAGGAUGGCUACCUGAAUGUGGAUACCGAAUCGGUUCGGAUCGUUUAUCAUCCGUUCCUGAAUGUGAUCCUGGUGUUUACCCGGGCCGGCGAGGUUAAAGUGCUCGACGUGAACUCCGGGGUGAUCCUGCAGAGCUAUCGCGUUUCCGAAAAUCUCCCGGCACAAUGUCGCUACCUGCCCGACCAGGACAAAAUCCUGUUCUGGAACGGCCGAAACGUGUCGCUGCGGGGCGACUAUAACGGUGUCCUGCUGCUGGACACCAUCCUCCAGGCGCCUGUUUCACAAGCGGACGACAUCAUCCGGAUAGAGCUGCUCCUAUCGGAAGCGGUACUGUUCCUGCAGUGCCUACAGAAUCUUGAACAGCAUGGACUGGAAAACACGGCAGACGUUAUCAACGAGCUGACGUUGAAAGUCGGCGAAGCCCAGCAGCAUGCCAAGCGGGGCAUCAAAGCGCAGAAGUGGGAAACGAUCUGUUUGGAGCUGUCCCAUUCGUCGCUCCGGAUGGUGGCCGGCGAAAUGGUGAUGCAGCUGAAGCGACUCGAUCGCCACAUUCCAGCGCUGGCGAUUGCCUCGGCCAUCAACGAACGGUUGACGGAUCUGCUCGAGGGCGCCCGUGUCACGGAACCAUCGGCCCUGAAUCGUUUCUACAUGUUCUCGGAAGCGACCCGGCGGCAAACGUUCGAGGGUUGGCCCCACAUGGACUACAAGUGGGUGCUGCCGGAUCAGAUGGCCCAGGCCGGGUUCUAUCACUUUCCGGGAGACAAUGGGAAUGACGAUCGGGCGAUGUGUUUUACGUGCAACGUGUGCCUGGUAUGCUGGGAAAAAACCGACGAACCGUGGAGUGAACACGAGCGACACUCGCCAGAGUGUCCGUUCGUGAAGGGAGAAUUUACUCAGAAUGUACCGCUUUCGGUGACCUAUGCCACGAGUCCGGCAGUAUCUACCGAAGGAUUCUCCAUUAUAUCGUCUGGGGAUCGGGGAAAUGUGUUCUGCACUGGAAUUCCUUCAGCGGAUGUUACCGUGUGGAACGUAGAGCGUCAGCUUGUCAAAGUCUUCAACUUCAAAGUGCAGCUCCAUCCGGACAUUCUUACGACCACUACGAUUAGUUGUAACGCUGUUGUAAACAACAUAGAACUGACUGCUCUUUCGACGUACUACUUGAAGCAUGCAGGAGUGGUUAACAAAUCUAAGGUAGCAUCGCUUUCACUGAAGCCGAAAAUGCUUGGAACCAAAAUUGUAUGUGGAAUUCGAGUUAAUAGCACCGAGCCGGAAGUCGACAAGGACGAGACAGAAACCACUUUGCUGCUGAUUGUCUACAACGUAGAAGAGUCAGCGACGUCUGGAGAUGAGGUUGCGGAACCAAAAUUUCGAAUGAAUCCGGUCUCCAGUAUAACUGUCAUUCCACCGAAAAAAUCUUCUCUGAGCACCAUUGACGAAAAGUACGAAGAUGACUUUAUCAAGUUCCUAUCCGGUAACACCGAGUCCCAGCUGUUGGAAUCGAUUGAUAAACUCAUCCACCUGGAUACACUGAAAAAGGACGAUGCUGCGCUCUGCCAGCAGUUCGGUGCCAAGUUGGACGACACGUUACGCAAACUGAUGGAAGCUUCCGGUUCACCGUCGGUGGGUUCCCUUGACAAGCUGACUCCGGAUGAUUCCCCAUCAAACCCACCGCCGAUGGGUCUCUUGGAGCCGGCAGUCAAGGGAUCCAGCAGCAUUUUAUCACUUCCACCAACUCCACCGUCGUCUGUUAUUGGCAGUGGCAGCAGUGCCAGCAAUUCGUCAACCCAGCUGACCUCGGUGAAGUCAUCGACGCAAGCGGAUAGUGCCACCAGCAUCAGUAGCACCGUGGGCAGCAGUAACACGAACGUAUCGUCGACUCUGUCCACGGCUGCCAGCAGCGUAGCAUCCUGUAACUCCCGAGCAGAGCCCAAUCACGGCAUCACCUGCAUCCCGCUGCAGUACAUCGAAAUCCCGGCGAUGUACGCCGAAUCGCACGAUAACUACCGGAUCGCUGAAGUUAUUCCGUCGAGUGAUAACAAGUAUUUGUUGGUGGUACUGCGGUUAAAUCCAAAAUCACCGGCUGAAGAUAAGCAAGAACUGUCGAAUGAAGUGGCGAUUGAGAAGGAAGCGGCGGAGAAAACAGAUGAAGGGGAGAAGGCCGAACAGGAAGAAGAAAUUCCGGAGGAGAUCGAAGAGGAGGAAUGGAAAACGAUAUUGUAUCUGUACCAUCUGAACGAAGAGGGCUUAGUGAAACCGGAUGAUCCGUCGGUUAAGCUGUUGUCAGAUGAGGAGACCCCAGUUGAAAUCGUGAUGCUACCAAAGUGUGACAGUAGUGGUCGAAGUUUCGGAGGUCCCGAUACCGAGAACGGAAUUUUCGUGAUGACGUGUGAGGACGGGAAGCUGCGAAUACUCUCGCUGAAGACGUUGGGUAUUGUUUCGGAAGCCAGCGUAAAGGACGACCGCUUUGUAUCGGCGACGUAUUGCAAAAGUUUGGAACGGUUGUGUGGCUGUACGGUUAAAGGUUGUCUACAUUUCUACUCGUUCUACGAUUUGGACGCGGAUUCGAGUGACGAGCGGGAUGACGAUAUGGCUACCAUGAUUGGUAACGGUAGCAAGACCGCAACCGGAUCCGAUCGAUCACAAUACGCGGAAGUAGACGGCGCAACUUCCAGCACGGCCGCCAAUCUGCUGAAAUACGAUGCAACGCCCUCAACGUCGUCGUCACCUCCGCAGAUGCCUACUGCCGCAGUUGGGGCAGGUCAGGUAUUGGGCGAGAAUCAUCUGGCAGAUAUCCUGUUGGCUUACAAGCCGGAGCUUACACUUCCGACCCUGAAAGUACUAUAUUCGUUGACCCUGUUCAACGAAAUGCUGACUCCGUACUCGGCAGAAGUUCCCGGCUGUUGGAGCGAGUUGGAACAGGCACAGAAACAGCGACGUCAUCCGCAACAUCUUCGACCCGGGGAUGACACCCAUCUGACCAAGACAUGGAGGCUACAUAACGAUGCUACCACCUGGGACGAACAUCUCAUCGAGCUGAACCUGCCAAAGUGCACUUCGUUGGGUCACAUCGAUUUCAAGUUUUCUCUUUAUCAACCUUGCACCAACCCACCGGCCAUUCAAGUCACGCUGCUGAAACAAAAGUCUAUUGGGCUUUGCUCACGGCGCAAAACCCAGUCGAUCAAUCGCGUCGAUGAGUCGAUCAACUUCAAUAUCGGAUCUAGCGAUGGAAAAAAUUUUGUCGAAAAUCCCGUACUGAGCGAAGAGUAUCUCCAGGCAAGGAAUGCAGAGAUUCUGGUGGGCCCCAUAGAGCUGGCAACUUGCAUGGAUCUUAGUGAGCAGGCUGGUUCAGUGACGCUCACCAGCCCGAAGUUGCUGAAAUCUAAGGGCCGAAACUAUUUGCUUCACAUCAAAACAAUGACGGACCUGUCCAAAGAUGGCCAGGCGAAAACGAGAGUUCCAGUGCGUAAGAAGGGCAUAACCAGUAUCCUGCUAACAUCAUUCGCAAAUAUUUCGCAACAAAACCACAAUACUGCCUCGACGACCAACAACAACAACCACGCAACGGCCGGGGCCGGCGGUUCAGCGGGCAAGGACGGCGUCAGCUUCUUUCCCGACUCCGCCACCGGUCUCAGCAGUAACAAGACGCGCAAAAAUGACUUUUACAUAGGCUGCGACUGGUUGAACGAAAUUUCCGUCACCGUCCGGUCGACGCGGCAGGUGUACAAAAUCGAGAACGAACGCGCCCAACGGUUGGCCAUGCUGGACUCCAACCUGCUGCUAAGGAACCUGCUCAAGCUGCUGUACAGCGCGGAGGAAACCAUCCAGCUGCACCAGAACGUCCUGUUCGACAUACUGAUCUGGAUCGUGUCGAUCCGCAUGGUGCGCUAUCGGUAUCCGAAGAAUCCGUUUGCCAAAAAGGUGGUGCCAUCGGCCGAGGUCAAAGAUGUCGCGUCCAGCGACAUCAACGUGCAGCAGUCGGAGUGCGUGCAGAUUGUGGAGCGCCACCUGGAGGAAAUCAUUCGCCACUGUGUGGUGAGGGGUAACCGGAGCAUUGCGCACAAGUGCGUCAAGUUUGUCAGCGUGGCUUUGGAUGGUGCCCAGAAUAUGAUCGUCAAGGACGUGUGCAAUUCGUUCGAAAAGUCACUGAAACAAGCGAUCAUCACCUGCCUGCCGGAGAUUGUCCACUCGAACCAUGCCGGUGCGCUACGUUGGUUUACGCUGCUCAUUUCGGGCACAUCCACGUGCGAUUCCCAUGGAUCCAUUUCGGAAAAGUGCAUUUCCAUACUGAAGGAUGUGGCCGGUGAAAUGCGGAAGCGAACCAAUCCCUACACGGCGCUGCUCCGGACGAGGUUUGGGCUGUAUGGUGCGCCGUUUGAGUCGGAAAUAUUCGACUCGCAACCGUUGGCGUCGAAGAGCACGAACGUGACGUAUACCUGCUCGAUCACGAAAACAACCGGAACCGGGGCGAACAAUCAGUCGAUCGAUUUGCGAUCGGUUUGCAUUGCGGAUGGAUCCGAGCUGAAGUUUCUUCCGUUGCAGCUGAGGAGGAGGGGAAUCGGGAAUCAUUUCAAGGGCUUGUUGGAAGUCGAACCGCUGCACUACGUGUGCAGUUCGACGUCGGAUGCAACGCGGCUGGAGAAUGUAGACGCCAGUAGUAUGCAAGCCACUAACAUCAUCGAUGAUUUCCUGAUGGAGAAUACUGCGCAAAACAAUAUUGAGCCGGUGCAGAAUCAUAUCAAGUUGGACGAGAAAGAGAAUCUGGAUGACGACAUGAUGAACAACGUGAAAAACAUUCUGGUGGAUAAGAUCUUCUACUCGGCGUUGAAGAAGCACAAGAUGAAGGAUGAUUACAAUGAAGCGAAAAAGUCGUCGGCUGAGGAAAUCGAUGCGCAGAAUGGGAAUUUCACUGAAAUAGAAGGAGGUUGGGGUCCGUCCGGCACUGAGCCCAGGAUGGUGUUUGUCGGAGGAAAUGUCAACAAUUCCUCGAUCAUUGAGGAAAAACCUCAGGCGUCCAUCGCUCUGAACAACAAAAUUCAGGAAUUCUUCGAGGACAGCAACGCCGACGAAAACGCCAAUGGGCUGCCGUGGCACAAACUGCUCAGCACGCCCCCGAAACAGAUGAUCGUCGUGGAACGAAUGCACUCCGGAGCGAUGCGUUACAUAACCCUGGACUUUGGCGCACCAAUUAUGCUGACUGAUUUGAUCAUUCCGGCCUGUUCGGAUUUGGCUUCGCUCUUCAUCGACAUCUGGUGCUUCGAGGAGGAGGCCGACAGUGUUCGGCUGGUGGUUUCCCAGGACAUUGGCUCACGGACUCUGGUCCUGAGCGAUCUCCAACCUCCACCCAUAUGUCGGUAUCUGAAGAUCACCAUAACCGGUCGAUACGGAAUGUCCGCAACCCGCUGUCGCAUUCCCAUGGGAUCAUUCUACGGGCAUAUCGUUAUCCUUGAUCGGGAAGGCUACGCCGAUCCCGUUAUGAAGUAUCUGAAAAACAAAAAGAACAAUCUGCCAGCUCAGGUCAAAAUUCUCAAAGCCCUGUACGAAGACGUUCACUGCCGAUACUGUCUGUCUAGCAGUAAGCUCAUGGAUUUGCUACAACCGCUGAUCAACAGCGAAUCUUCCAACAUAGCCCAUAUGCAAGCAUUCCUUAACAGAAUCAGGGAGAACAACGGAGACCAAGCCGGCUCCGGCAGCUCCAACUCGGCGUCCUUCCAAGACAACGCCAAAGUGUACGCUGUCUACGAAGAAUGCAUGGCUUUCCAGCAUCAGCUCAACGUCAUCAAACGGGUAAUCGACCGUAUCAAACUUCCCGCCUCGGUACCCGACCCUCCCAAGCAACUCAAAUCCGGUCCGGACCUGUCAUCCAUCUACACCGACAAACUACGCGUCUUAAGCGAGUGCCUCAUCGAAACCCUCCUGCACCUGAUCACCACCUAUGGCGUCCAGAACGUGGCCAACAUAUAUCCGUACUUCGACCUGGAGACGUGCAAUCUACUGUUCGACACCCUGGUCAUCAAUGGCGAUACCCACAUUCAGCUGGCUACCUGCUCGAUGCUGGUUCGUAUGUGCUGCUUCCAACCGUGGUGGGGUGAAUUCCUCGCCGACAAGUUCCUCAAGCUGUACUCGUCCCAGAACAGCCGGAUUUUCCCGCAGGAUCGGGUAUUUUUCCUGCUGACAUACCUCGGACGCAAGAGCAUUUCAAUGGGAAGCUGCCGAUCGAUCGUUAUCGAUGCCAUUCUGAAAAGUCUGGCAACUCUGCUUGCCCCGCUGUCGCAGAACAGCGCCAGUGGUUUGAAUAUUUGGUGCAACACGGACUUGAAUCUGCUGGGAUGGAUCCUGCUGUUCCUGUCGGUUUGCUUGGACGACGGAAUUGCCGAUGGAAAAAAGGACCAGAGCAACAUUCGGUGGGAUUUCAUGUCUGGCGAGACGGACAUGGUAAAGGCGCGGCUCAACAUGGGAAGCGGUGGGCUACGAACGUUGACCAGGACGUUCAAGAAACGGUUCCUGCAGAGUAAACACUACACUUCUAGUUUGACCGGCGGGGGCAACGGUAAUGCCGUUACCGAGAAGAUGUAUAUGAUAAACUCGGAACCGCUACAAACCCCGGCCAGCAAGCUGGAGAUAGCCUUGAAGCAACACGAGAAUCAACUGAAGAAGCUGCAGAACAGUGUCAAACAAUCGUUUGGGGAUUACUUCAACGAAAUCACCAAAGCUAAAUCGGUUAAAAUUCCCAGUGGAGAUGGAGCUUCGCGAAGUUCCCAGUCCGGUAGUAGCGGAAGUGGUUCGAAGGACAACAGCUCCGAAAGUAGUACCAACGACAACGAAACGGCUUUUGACAAGGGUCUGAAAUCGCUGAAAAUCGGUAACAUAAUCGUGGUGAUCCGAGGACUGAUCGGUUUGAUUCUGAGUAUGGACUUCACCUGCAAUAUGGACCUAUUCCUGAUCACCUGUAAAAUUAUCGCCCGACUUGUUCUGGCUUGUAGACCAGUGGUGCAGCUGUCCAAGAUCAUUACCACCAAUCAACUACUACAGCUGGUUCGGAUAGCGGUUUGGGAAAACCAACAGCAGCCGUGGGCCGUCCAUGCCAUCACCUGCCUACUCCAGGACGUCCUGGAAGCCGACAAAAACUACAAGGACGAUGAAAACGACUCUGGGAAUUCUUCCGGUGACGAGGCGACCACAUCGUCGGAAGCCGCGGGUACAUCGGCGGCCCGACCCCCGGUGCCGCCUGACACCGCCUUCAAACCGGUUCCGCACAGUGUUCAGGUUUCGAAGGACAUCAGCUACGCGGACGCGGUUAAAAAUCAGCUUCCCUCGCUGAUGGAGUGCGACGACGCCGACAUGGAAGACAUUCUGAUUCUGGACGAUAUUCUGGAACGGGAAAAGCGGGUCUUCAAGAAGGAUGCCAGCGCUACGGUUAGCAGCGGCAGGAACGGGAUGACCUUUUUGUACAAAACCGUAUCAUCGGCCAUGGAUGCCCGGCUGGAAACAGGACUGGACACCAACGUAGAGAUAACCCUACGAAGGCUAGCCAUGAAGGCAACAUUCAAUCUGAUUGCCAGCCUACCCCAAGUAACGGCAACGGAUCCACUAAACCCCACCCAAAUAGAGCUUACCGCCUGGCCGGAAUCGAUCGUCGAGGCGUGGUCCGGCGAAGAAUACCAGCAAGGCUUGGAGACCAACACCAUGCUGACGGAGGUGUUCGAUAACAUUCUUUGCGAUCUGCAUCUGGUCGAUUCCUGGUUGAACCUGGAGAAGAUCCUGCAGCUUUGGCUAACUCUCAAUGGGGAAACGCUUGAGCAGGUUCCCGGUAGCAGUGCCCCCGGGUUGAAUGCAUACUCGUUUCCGAAGAUACCGUUCGGGGAUCGCGCUGUACAUGGACUGUUGAAGGCGUUGGCCACACACCCGAACAUUAAACUGCGAGCGUGGUGCCUUGGGUUCCAGUGCUUGAUUCUUGCCUGCAAGCCGCACUUCGAGGCGGACUACAUCGAUUCCAAUUCGGCCACCAGCGACAAUCACUUCCGCAAGAUGGGCAAUCUGAUUGUCGGGGAUGAGAACUUCGAAAAAAUGCUGCUACGAUUCUUCUCCGGUGUUGAUCAGUCGAUUUCGUCGCUGGAUAGCAAUCGAUACGCUGGUCCGACGGUGUGCAAACUGGUGUUGGAAUUGUUCAUCUGGCUCGAGCUCAAGUGCAACGUGAAGGAAAAGUUGAAGGAAAUUCUGCUAAAGGUCAUCUUGCAUCUAGUGCAGUUUGGUGGUGCCAUUUCCAGCCAACAGGGUCCGAUUGACGCCCAAAGUCAGCUGAUUAAAGAGCUGCUGUCGUUUUCGUAUGACAAGAGCGAUCUCGGAGUGGCCAUGAGUAUCAUCGAGUGUGUCUCUCACUUGGUGUACAACAACAUUGUCAACGUGGAAAAACUGUACUGCUACCGUGCUUCAGAGAAUAGCCAUUCCAACAACAUGUACGCCACCCGAUUUGGCAGUUUGUUCGCGACCGUCCUGGGUCCGGAAAAUGCCCGCCAGUGCAAAACGGUAACCGAUAGUACACUUUUGAUCGAUCUGCUGAAACUGGCAUCGAUUCUUGUCAACACAAAGAAUCCACGCUCGGGAGACAGUGACAAUGCUGCAGCUUACGAAAACUCCACUCUUAAUGAUUUGAAUACUUCCAACGAAAGCCAAACGGACGAGAUCAAAGCCGAACAGCAAAACAUUGAACCCAGCAGACCAAAAACUCCGUGCUUCGCUGAUACGGUUCUCCAGCAUUCACCAACGAUGACCCGGCUGUUGAGCACCUUAUCGCACUGUUCGACUUCGUCGUUUGCCAUGUUAGUUGCCUCGUCCAUGUACUGUGCAUCCAUUAACGAUUCGAAGAGUAGUAGCCUGACCGAACCUCAAACCGUGGCCGAUGCCGUAUUCCAACUUCUGCUAUACAUCUGUCGAGCAGCUACCCAAACCGUCCUGGUAGUGAAACCCCUGUUCGAUUACAUAAACAAUGCUUCGAGUAUGCGGCACGCCAUGCCGAAGUUACACCUAUCCGAGCCGUUCCUUUGGUUCAUCCUGAAGGUUCUGGACAAUUCCUCGUCCAUUGCUAUAUUCACCGACAUGGGCGGAAUCAAGGUACUCUGCGAGAGCCUAGUACGAAGUAAUCGAGCCCUUAUCAAUACCCAACCGAGCUUGGUAUCGAUGAUUAUGCAACGGUUGUCCAAAUCCUCCAAUCUCCAAACGACCCUAUCGAGUUCGUCCAAGAAGAGUUCCAUGGCCGCCACGCGGAACGAAGACGGCCUCAUCAACUUCGCCCCGUACUGUACCAUUUCGUCCGAAAAUCAAACCGCCCAACCUGCCGACGUUCUGAUCCAAGCCCCGAUCGCAUCGCACCGGCGAGCGCGCAACCCGGCCUGGAGUUAUCUGUUCUACCCGAACGAAUCGCACGUGGAUCUGACGAUCACACUUCCGACAGCCGUUCUCCUGAAAGAAGUUCAACUUCAACCCCAUCUAUCCACGCUUGCCUCAUGCCCAUCGGCGGUUGCGAUAGAGAUUACACGUGACAGUAACCUGGGACCGAUUCCGAUCACCCAGCCGAUCUCCACCGUCGGGAUGACCUGCAUUCGAUUGAAGUUCGCCCAGCCGGAAAUCGCCACCAGCAUUAUCAUCCGGCUGUACAGGCCUCGCGAUGCCACCAACAUAGGCUUGACGCAAAUAUCGGUCCUUGGAACGACAACGUUCAGUGACGGAAACGGUGCUGGCUCUGCAGCUGGACCAAGUUGGGCUGCCGGAACGGCUCCGGCGACCAAAUCAGGAACAUCGGAUGGUACAAGUGACUUCUUCAACGAUGACGAUAAGGCCGCUAAAACCAGCCUCGGUUGGCUGCGGAUCUUGGCGCAGUGUUCCAGCGUGGUCAUGUACAACACUGAUCGGCAGCUGGCCAAUCGAGUGAUCAUGGCAGCAACCGAGGUUCCUGGAUUCUUGGAAGCUUGCUGUUCCUUGUUGAACAUUGCUCCACUUUGUCCGAACAUCGCUCUGAACAAUCUGGAAACCGUACUGCUCAAAAUAGGACUCUCCAGCAGAGAAUGUGGUUUGAAUCUAAUCAAUAUCCUGCUAAAAGAAAGCAUCCCACAAACGUUCCAGCUGUGCAAUGACUCAAUAUCGGACCUUCUGUAUCAUCUCUGCACGACCCAGAACGAGUACACGGGUGAUCGAGUGGAAGCGAUGCUGACGUGGGUUCAGCGGCUCUACGAGCGCUACCACCAGAACCAGGUGAACCGAUUUGUACUGCACGCCACCAAUCCGUACAGCGGAUUCAUCCGAUGUCUGUCAUCGAUCCUGUGGCAAUCGUACGCAACCGAUCUGAUCCCGGAUCUCCCAAACAUGAUCACCAAGGAACUGUUCGAAACCCUCUACGAUUGGAACCAGGAGUUAGAACAUGACGAACCAUUGAAGAAGGCCAUCGAUGCCAUGCUGUGUUCGGUGUGCUGCAUCCGACCCGAGUUGUUCACAAUGUUGCUGAAGCGCAUGGGCGUACUGGUGCCGAAUUUGUCCACUGAUCUGACCGCAUCGAUCUCCGACGAUCGCAAGGAUGGCGAAUGUAUCACGGACGAUAUCAAACAGGAGGAAUCGGAUGCCGCAGAAUGGUACAGCCAUCUGGUGAUUGAGGAUAUAAGUCGGUUGAACCUUUCCAAGGCGCACUUGGCUACCAUUUCGAUGGCCUGUCAGUCACCGCUGGCCGUGCAACAGCUGAUCGAUUCCGGGUUGCCAAAUCUGUUGACAUCGGUCAUUUUGGAAUUCUGUCAUCGCACGUUGAACAGUAUCAAUCAGCAUCAAAAGCAAUCGGCGGACGUAGCCAGUGGCCAGAGUGUUGAGCGAGAUAAUCGCGAGGUCUUCGAAGAGGAACAAGCCGCAGCUGCCGCUGCUGCCUCAGUUGAUGGUGUCUCGGAUGAAUCCGGCUCUUGCAUGACCGACGCCGAUAAGGAACACCAUAAAUAUUCCGGCUCCUGCUCCAGGGAUGUCGUUUACCCCAUGGUCAACGUUCAGAAGGUAACUGAAAUACUGGGAUUCUUCUCGGAGGUCUGUUCCGAAGGUCACAUGCGCGACUGGUUGGGCUGUUUCGAAGGUUCGAUCUUUUGGGAACCGUUACUCUUGCUGCUGUGCAAUAACAAACUAGCGAAUAUCUCUUCGGAAGUGACACCCCAAGCGUGCCUCGAUCUGGAAGAAUGCCUUAUCAAGUUCCUGUCCAAAGUUACUGUGUGUCAUCCGAAGAAUCAGGAAGUUUUCACGCUGAACCUGAUUUCCGUGAUUAGAAAGUCCGAUUCGUCCGUGAAUGUUGGCAACACUGUCAAUGGUGGUAGCGCAAACCUAACUGGGCUUAACAACCGAAUGAACAGCACUGGUAAAUCGUGCAUAUCCGGUUUCACAAGGCGGUUGGUGUUGCAAAUCCUGCUGGAAAGCGAGAAAAUCAUGGUCGCCGUUCAGAGCGAGCUUCCUCUCCAGAACAAGGACCCGAAUCCGUACAACUUGAGCAACCACCCGUCGAAGCGACCAAACACCCACUUCAGGCUGUUCUACCUGAGUACAAACUCCAAGUGCCAGGAUAUUCUGGACCACUGCGUCACCGCGUACAAUAGGAUCAUUCCGAACCUCGGAUCAUCGGACAGUCGGAUGAGUGAGGCACUGAUUGGGGCAUCCAACUCUGGUGGCAGUGCGACUAUUGCAGGAGCGGCUGGCAGUAGCGACAAUCGAAAGGAACUUUGGGAGAUGGGACUUGGAAUGGAAUUUCUCAGUGUGGCCGCUGGAGUGACGGCCAAGGACAAACGACUGAAGGAGGCCAAGAAUCAGGCCACCACCAUGAAGCAGAAGGACAUCCUGUCAAUGUUCAAAAUGAAAAUUGAUGACCCUAAGCUUACCGCGCCGGAUGGAGUAAUCCUGCGGCAUACGGCCAUUCCAAACGGAGUGAUUACAAGUGAUACCACCAUCUCGCAGGUUCUUGCCAUGUUGAAAUCAUCAGGAAUUUCACUUUCCACACCAUGUAUAAAUCUCAAUCUGAGCCUUGCCAAAAACAAACCAGACGUAGAUCUGACCUGCGAAGCUAGCAGUUCUUCGUCCUCUUCGCCGAUCCUCAAGGCAGCCGAUUGCAUCCCACUGUCCUCGCCGCUGCAAAUAUUCUCCAGCCGUGGUGGUCUUUCGCUGCUGGCGCACUACCUGCCCAUGGUAUAUCCAGAAUCGCCCAAAUCUCAGCAGCAACUCGGCGACAAAGACAAGAGUCCGCCCGGUGGUGAUUGGGUCAAGGUUGAGCAAAACGAGGAAAUCUACGAAGACCUGGAUGACAUCCUAGCGGACGCCUCCCCCAAAACGCAAGCCAUUUCUGCCGUUCCGCAGCAUUCUUUAGCGGCGUUUGCGUUGUUCCUGAAGUUACCCGCCUACUCGGAGGUCCUCCUGCGGGACAAGGUGCGAGCGCAGUGCCUGCUGCGACUGAUACUGGGCGUUACCGGAGAUGGCGAAGGCAACGAGAUCUACAGUUUGGCCCUCUCAUCGUCACUGCCAACGCUACCCUUUGAAGUGUUCCGACAACUGCUCGACAGUUCACCACUGACCACGGACGACGGAGUGCUGCUCCGGAGGAUGGUCAUCGAAGUCGGGGCGAUCCAUCUGGUACUGAACUGCUUGAGCAUUUUCACUCACCAUAACAACGCCGGAGUGAGCAGCAAUUCCAACUCAUCGGAUAAUAUUCAAGCCGCUGCCAGCAACAAGGCUACAAAUGGUGCCACUGCCAAUGGUACGGCGACAGCAACAACGACGACGGCAGCAGCAGCCGAUGAUCAACUCAACUCGGACGACAAAAGCCAUAUGUACUGGGCGAAAGGAACGGGCUUUGGUACGGGAUCGACGCAACAGUCCUGGAAUGUGGAGCAAGCUCUACUGCGGCAGAAGAGCGAAGAGGAACAUGUCACUGUGUUGCUUCAGGUACUUUCAAGUUACAUUAAUCCCGGAGACAAGGUUCCUUCCAACUUGGAUAGCGAAGUACUAAGCUAUCGCGAAUGCAGCGAAACGCUUCCGGAAUUGCCACCAAUCUUCCUAGAUCUGCUGCAACAGUCCUGCAUGAUUCCGGCGCUUAGUUCCUACUUGAGAAACGAUUCCGUUUUGGACAUCACGCGUCACAUUCCGCUGUACCGAGCGAUUCUGCAGCUGCUGAGGGCCAUUUCACUUUCGAAUCAGCUCGUAUCGUUGCUGGUCAAUAAGAACAAUGAAGGCAAGAUUUCGAUCGCAGCCCUGUUGGCCAACAUGAAGGCCUGCGUGGACACCUAUGCGAGUCGUUUGAAGGUUAACAAAAAGUCCAAUCUCAAGGGGCAAACGCAGAAGAUAACGGUUAGCUUGGAUGACGGAGACGACGAAGGGCUGGCACUGUUGAUUCCGGACAUCCAGGAGACGUCCAUGCUGGUCCAGAACGCCACCAACGUGGAAACGCUAACGGUGGAGGAGGAACAGAAGGAAGUCGUUUCGCGCCCGAUGGCCAAAUCGGUCGAGGAGAAGUAUAUGGAACUGAUGAAGGCGUUGCAGUUCGACACCUUCGAAAUGAUUGCGGAAACGGAGAACGGCUACCGUUUUACCAUUUCGCACCAUUUCGAGACGAACGUGCGCAUGGCCGGCGACCGGGGCCAUCCGGGUCGGGUGAAACGGCUGGCACAGGAGACGGUCACCCUGUCCACCAGUUUGCCACUGUCCUACAGUAGUUCCGUGUUUGUGCGCUGUGAUACCGAUAGGUUAGAUAUAAUGAAAGUAUUAAUCACCGGACCGGCGGAGACGCCGUACGCGAACGGUUGCUUCGAGUUCGACGUGUACUUCCCGCCGGACUAUCCAAACUCGCCGAUGAUGAUCAACUUGGAAACGACCGGCCGAAACACAGUCCGCUUCAAUCCCAAUUUGUACAACGACGGUAAGGUGUGCUUAUCGGUGCUGAACACGUGGCAUGGGCGACCCGAGGAGAAGUGGAAUGCGCAUACGUCGAGUUUCCUGCAGGUACUAGUCUCAAUUCAAAGUCUCAUCCUAGUUCCGGAGCCAUACUUUAACGAGCCAGGAUUCGAGCGAAGCCGUGGUACGCCGAGUGGGACGCACAGCUCUCGGGAGUACAACAGUAACAUCUACCAGGCGUGUGUGCGAUACGCUAUGCUGGAGCAGUUGAAGAAUCCUUGCCCGUGCUUCAAAGAGGUCAUCCACACGCACUUCUGGUUGAAGCGGAACGAAAUCUGUGCACAAAUCGAAGACUGGAUAGCGGAGCUGAGCAAACCGCUGCAGAACGAGCGUACCGGCCGUACGAUAUCAUUCAACGCGAUGGUACUCCGGCGGCAGUAUCGACAGCUUCGCGAGGAGUUCGCCAAGCUGAAGCCUCCGGAAGGCCUUGAAGAGGCGGACUACCCCUUCGUGACGGGCAUCACGCCGACAACACCGUCGACCCAGGUUGUCGUUGGUGGUGGUUCUGGCAGUGGCGCACCGGUAGUUGAUGCAUCGACUCCAUCGCCCCCGGAAAAACCUUUGGCCACCUUGGAGGACGAAGACGAAAGCGAACUGCUCUUACAAUCCGGCGAGGAUGCAAUCGUGAUGGACGACGAAGACGAGAACGUUGAAGUCGUCGACGAAGUGAUCAUAAAGGCUGAUGUGGACGAUGUGGUUGUUGGUGGUGAGGGCAGUAGCAGCAGUAGCAGCAACGACAAGGGAACCAGCAUUCCGGACGACGGCCAGGAGGAAAAUCCGGACCUGUCGCCGGAGGAGAUUGUCCUUUCGAUGGUGUGGUAAGUUGUGGUACUUGUCCGUGUCCGAAUGCAUGUCAUCUUAGUCCUGGAGCAUCAGUGCAAAGACGAGAAGCCUUCUAUUGUUUAAGUUAAAACAGUAUGCGUGAGUACUGUGUUGGACAUUUUCUUGAGUUGCUUUCAAAACUCUAAAAAUAGAAGGCAGAAUUUUCGCAAGAGCAAAUUUAUAAAGACCGUAAACCUUAAGAAGGCAUCAUUUUUUUUUACAAAUUCUGAAUCAAAUUUACAAUGCAGUACAGACUUUAUUUUAUUUUUCGUCAGCCAUUGGCUGAUCGAAAUUAAAUUAAUGAAUCGUCUUUCAAUGUUUACUGUCUUUUAGAAAUCUGCCUUUGUAGUUAUUCUGCCAUUAUUUUUCGAUCUUCCAACAAAAGAUUAUUUUUCCGAUGGUUUUUCAGAUCAUAGACGCCAAAUUGUAGUUUCAAAAAACUGGAAGCAUAUGUUCGAGGCAAGAGCACUGAAUGAUGGAGGCUAGGAAUGAAGACAAAUCCUCCACUGGACAAAGAUUUUGUAGGUCCGCAAAACCGCUAAUCAAAAUCCACAUUAUAGCAAAUCAACAAAUCAAUAUUUAGGGAAAUCCUUCAUGUACUAGAGAACAGAGAAAAAAAAAACAAACCAUAGAAAACAGGACUUAGCAUUAUUCCCCGAAGACAGGAAAA
Messenger RNA from Aedes albopictus (Asian tiger mosquito), 16018 nucleotides. RefSeq names its product baculoviral IAP repeat-containing protein 6 (gene Bruce). Gene Ontology annotation, biological process: apoptotic process; regulation of cytokinesis. The transcript is spliced from 22 exons. The record is from RefSeq and is a predicted model, not a curated record. Lineage: Eukaryota; Metazoa; Arthropoda; Insecta; Diptera; Culicidae. Gene Ontology annotation, molecular function: ubiquitin-protein transferase activity. The coding region runs from base 535 to 15348 and encodes 4937 amino acids.